Messenger RNA from Zingiber officinale, 3940 nucleotides. Its product is annotated as LRR receptor-like serine/threonine-protein kinase FLS2. The transcript has 2 exons. Gene Ontology annotation, biological process: protein phosphorylation. The record is from RefSeq and is a predicted model, not a curated record. Lineage: Eukaryota; Viridiplantae; Streptophyta; Magnoliopsida; Zingiberales; Zingiberaceae. Gene Ontology annotation, molecular function: protein kinase activity; ATP binding; protein binding. Gene Ontology annotation, cellular component: plasma membrane. Bases 323 to 3805 code for a protein of 1160 amino acids.
UUGUUCGCGGGAUUUAGGAGAUAAGGUCCGAUAUAUCUCGUAUUUGUUUAAUGAUGUCGGCUGGAGAAGAAAUUGGUUUCAUACCUUGGAAAGGUUUGAUGGUUGACUCUAAUGGCGUCGUCUCUUCGUCCUUCUCCCAGUUUCUACCGAACACUUGAUGCAUUUGGCGGGGUUCGAUACUUUCUGACUGAUUUGUUGACUCCAAUGCCGUCGUCUCUUCUCUUUCCACAGUUUCAACCAUCCACUCGAUGCAUUGUGAUGCGCAUCGCUGAGUCUUUUUAUAAUCUUCCAUCAUCGGCAUCAAACUCCACUCCAGAGAGUGAUGGGGCUUCUUCAGAGCUCAAUUCCGUUCCUGUUGCUGAUCUGCCCGCUCAUGGCGAGCUCGACGACGUCCGACGUCGAAGUCGAGGCCUUGCUGGCCUUCAAGGCCUCUGUCACCGGCGACCCCCUCGGCGCGCUGGACAACUGGACCGCCGCCAUCCACCACUGCCACUGGAACGGCGUCCAGUGCGACCCAUCUGCCAAUGGCGUCGUCGUCGCCAUCAUCCUCCAAGAGACGCGUCUCCAAGGCACCAUCUCGCCCUUCCUCGCCAACAUCUCCACCCUUCAACUCCUCGACCUCACUUCCAAUGCCUUCCACGGCACCAUCCCGGCCGAGCUCGGCUCGCUGACUCAGCUCUCUCAGCUAGUCCUCUACGACAACCUCCUCUCCGGCGAGAUACCGAUGCAGUUGGGCAACUCGGAGAGCUUCGAGCUGCUUGAUUUGAGCAACAACUCUCUCCGUGGCAGCAUCCCGGAGAGCCUCUGCAACUGCACGCCUCUCUUGAUUUUGACGCUCAGCUCCAAUAACCUCACCGGCUCCAUUCCUUCCUGCAUCGGCAACUUGAUUAAUCUCGAAUACUUCAUGGUGUUCACCAACAAUUUGGUCGGUCCUCUUCCGCCUUCACUCGAGAGAUUGACAGGCCUGGUAACUCUAGAUGUCAGCAUGAAUCAGUUGUCCGGAAUUAUCCCCCCCGCACUCGGCAACUUCUCUCAUUUAAAGUUUCUUCAACUCUUCGACAACAAUUUCGUCGGAAACAUCCCUCCCGAGCUCGCCCGGUGCUCGAAUCUGAGCGCUCUGAACAUUUACAGCAACCAGUUUACGGGCAGCAUUCCUCCUCAGUUUGGAGAUCUAUCCAAAUUGUCAUCUUUCAGGGUGUAUAACAACAAGUUGAGUUCCACCAUUCCGGCUUCUCUAUCGCGCUGCAAAUCGUUAAUUUAUCUCGGUCUUUCUGAGAAUGAGUUCGUCGGCACCAUUCCGCCAGAGUUAGGGGAGCUGAGCUCUCUUCAGAUACUGACUCUCCAUGUAAAUAAGCUGAGAGGAGAAAUCCCUCCGUCACUGAUGAACUUGACCAAUCUCAGAUACUUGUCUCUGAGCCUGAACUCGCUUUCAGGGCAGAUACCGGAAAAUAUCGGAUCGCUUUACAAGUUGGAGAUAUUGAACAUCAUGAACAACUCGUUGGAUGGUUCCAUCCCAGCGAGCAUCACCAACUGUUCUCGCCUAUUCAAUUCAAGCUUUGCCUUCAACAGGUUCACAGGGGGGUUGCCCGUUGGAUUGGGUAAGCUGUCUAACCUCACAUUCUUUGCGAUCCAGAAUAAUCUCUUAUCCGGCAGGAUUCCCGAAGACCUUUACAAUUGUAGCAAGCUCAAGAUUCUGAGCUUGGCCUUCAAUAACUUCAGUGGUUCAUUGAGUCCGAGGAUCGGCAAGCUCACCAGCUUAACAAUCUUGCAGCUGCAACACAAUUCUUUAUCAGGACUAAUCCCGCCGCAAAUUGGCGAUCUUACCCAACUCUUCAUGUUGCAACUGGGGAGCAAUAAUUUUGCAGGUCGGGUUCCCGGAGAGAUUUCCAAGCUUAAAAGUCUUCAGGAAGUCUCCCUCGGGAACAAUUCUCUCGAGGGAGUGAUCCCUGGGGAGGUCUUCCAAUUGGACCAGCUCGUGGUUUUGGACUUGCAGCUCAAUAGGUUUGUAGGACCAAUUCCAGAUGCCAUCACGAGUCUCCAGUUUCUCUCCGCCCUUUACCUCAAUGGCAACAUGAUCAAUGGUUCGAUCCCACAAGGCAUGAAGAAUCUGAGGCAGCUACUGCAGUUGGAUCUUUCGAACAACCGGCUAAGCGGAUCGAUUCCUGCUGCUGUGAUGGCCGGCAUGUCAAACAUGCAGUUCUACUUCAAUCUCUCGAAUAAUUUGUUUGACGGGCCCCUUCCCGUUGAGAUCGGCGGCAUGGAAAUGGUUCAAGUCUUGGAUUUUUCAAGCAACGACUUGUCGGGGAACAUUCCUGCCGAGCUCAAAGGCUGUAAGAAUUUACACUCACUCGAUCUCUCUUCUAAUAGGUUCUCCGGCGAGCUGCCGGCGACCGUUUUCCCGGAGCUCGACUUGCUCGCUAACUUGAAUCUCUCGAAGAAUGAGUUAGAUGGCCCGAUUCCCAGCAGUAUAUCCGAGCUGCAAAAUCUCGUCUCGCUCGAUGUUUCGAGCAAUGAGUUCUCUGGUCAGAUACCUGAAAGUUUGGCGAAUCUUACGAGGCUUCGGAAGCUGAACCUCUCUUUCAAUCAUUUCGAAGGUUCCAUUCCACAAGGUGGCAUCUUUAACAACUUGAGCUCCUCGAGUUUCCAAGGCAAUCCCGGUCUGUGCGUUUCGAAGUUUUCUUCCUCCUGCGGAAAAAGAAGAAACAAGAUCUCGACCAAAGCAUCGAUCAUUUUCAUCGCGUUGUCUUCUGUCAUUGUUUUCCUGAUCGUGUUUCUCAUAGGGCUCGUCUGCUACCGGAAGCGCGACAGAGUCAAAAAGAACUCUUCGCUCGACGUCAAGGAGUCUUCUGAUCUCCCGCUCAUCCCGGGCCUGAGGAGGUUCACAGAGGCUGAGUUAGAUAUUGCAACCGAGUGCUUUCGCGAAGAGAAUGUGAUAGGCAGGAGCAACCUGAGCAUCGUGUACAGGGGACGAAUCGAAGGGGAUGGCUGUUUCUUAGCCGUCAAGAGGCUAAACCUCGAGCAAUUUCCCAAGGAGUCAGACAAGUGUUUCUUCACCGAACUCAAGACAUUGGGCAGAUUGAAGCACAGAAAUUUGGUGAAGGUGAUAGGUUUCGCUUGGGAGAGCAGGAAGAUCAAAGCACUAGCGCUGGAGUUCAUGGAGAAUGGAAAUCUCGAAAACAUCAUACACGGUCGAGAAACCGAUCGAUCGCGAUGGAGCAUCUACGAAAGGUUGCGGCUCUGCAUCUCGGUGGCUCAAGGACUCGUCUACCUGCACUUCGGAUACGAUUUCCCAAUCGUCCACUGCGAUCUCAAGCCAUCAAACAUUCUCCUCGACAAGGAUUCGGAGGCCCAUGUGAGCGAUUUCGGAACCGCGCGCAUGUUGGGCGUUCAUUUGCAGGACGGAAGCAAGCAGGCGUCCUGUUCCUCGGCAUUCCAAGGCACCAUCGGCUACAUGGCACCAGAAUUCGCAUACAUGAGGCGAGUGAGCACCAAGGUGGACGUGUUCAGCUUCGGAGUGGUGAUGAUGGAGGUGUUCACCGGAAGGCGGCCGACAAGCGGGGCGGUGGAAGAAGGCGGCAACUGCGUGACGCUACCGCAGCUCGUGGAGGGGGCAAUGGCAGACGGAGUGGACGCCGUGGUGCGAGUGGCAGACGGUGACAUGAAGCUCGCAACGGAGAUAGAAGAGAGAGAGCUCGUAGCCGUGAUGGAGGUGGCGCUGUCCUGCACCAGGUUUUGCGCAGAGGAGCGGCCGAACAUGAAUCAAGUGUUGUCCUCGUUGCUGAAGCUGAUCAGGGAUGAUGUGUGAUCGUCAUCUCUGCAAAGUAGUUUUGUUGGAUGUCUCCAGAUCUACCUCUAAAAUUAAUCGAUCGAAUAAAGUCUGGAUAUUUUGAUUACAAAAACGUUAUAAAUUAUGUUAAGAUGCGGUUUGCUUGUGCUUUUA